Apis mellifera (honey bee) is the source of this 704-nucleotide messenger RNA. RefSeq names its product ER membrane protein complex subunit 4 (gene EMC4). Lineage: Eukaryota; Metazoa; Arthropoda; Insecta; Hymenoptera; Apidae. Gene Ontology annotation, biological process: protein folding in endoplasmic reticulum. The record is from RefSeq and is a predicted model, not a curated record. Gene Ontology annotation, cellular component: EMC complex. The coding region runs from base 130 to 657 and encodes 175 amino acids. The transcript is spliced from 3 exons.
AUUUGAUUGCUGUUGUACAUUAUGAUUGUAUAGUAUAAAUGUCUGUGUAUACGUUUAUAUAUACAUGCUGUCAUAGUUCUUGAAAAAAUUUAUAAUAAUAAUAUAAUAAAUUUAGAAUAUUCAACGAUAAUGACAGCAGUUAAACAAAAUACGAAACGAUCAAAAUGGGCUUUGGAUUUUGCUCACAAGAGUAAACAAGAAAAAAAUGCAGAUAUUGCUUCACCACCAGGCUAUACACCUGCUGUUGCUUUAUUUCAUGCUGCUGAUUCAAUUCGAGAAUCAGAUUCUAAUCAUUUAAUAAUUAAAAAAUCAUGGGAUUUAGCUUUAGGUCCUCUUAAACAAGUCCCAAUGAAUUUAUUUAUAAUGUAUAUGGCGGGUAAUUCCAUAUCAAUAUUUCCUAUUAUGAUGGUUGGUAUGUUAAUUAUUAGACCAGUGAAAGCAUUAUUUACUCUUCAACAAACAUUUAAAGUAAUAGAAGGAACACAUGCUUUUGGACAAAAGUUUGUAUAUUUUUUAGGACAAUUGGUAAACAUUGCACUUGCAUUAUAUAAAUGUCAAUCAAUGGGAUUACUCCCAACACAUGCAUCUGAUUGGUUAGCAUUUGUAGAACCUCAAGCACGAUUGGAAUAUUCAGGUGGUGGAUUUAUAUAUGUAUGACACAAGAUAUAAUUAUUUAAAAAUAUACUAUGUACAUUUAAAGUAAA